Molecule: messenger RNA, 1203 nt
Organism: Alternaria triticimaculans
Lineage: Eukaryota; Fungi; Ascomycota; Dothideomycetes; Pleosporales; Pleosporaceae
Exons: 3
Coding region: 1-1203 (400 amino acids)
Biological process (GO): regulation of transcription by RNA polymerase II
Molecular function (GO): zinc ion binding; DNA-binding transcription activator activity, RNA polymerase II-specific
Source: RefSeq, a predicted model, not a curated record
AUGCCGGAACAGCGCGUCGCAAAGCGCAAAACUCACACCAAGUCGCGAAAAGGAUGCUUCCAAUGCAAGCAGAGACAUACUAAAUGCAAUGAAGCGCGCCCGCGCUGUGGGAACUGUGUUCGCCUGGACAUCCAUUGCCAUUUCCCAGCAAUACCGGAUAGCUACUCGGGCUCCCCACAACACAGUCCAGGCGUUUCUUCACCGUUUGUGGAUACACAUCAUGCUGAAAGUCCCGAAGCAAGUCCCGCAAGUUCCGAGCUUCCGCUCGCAGACCUCCGUUUGCUGCAUCAUUGGACAAAAGCGUGCGCCAAGUCUCUGCAUCCAAAUCCUGCAACUAGAAGUGUCGUCUGGCAGAAUGAGUUCAUCGAACUAGGCUUCGACUAUCCUUUCCUUCUUCGCGGGUUUCUCGCCCUUUCAGCAGUCCAUCAAGCAUCCUUGCUUCCGCCCAACGAGCGGCAGAGCCUUUUGCUCCAGGCAGAUUCCCACAUCAGUCGAGCCUUGGACACUUAUCGAAAGAAUUUGGAGACGCCGAACGUUGAGCUGGCAAUUCCGAUGUUCAUGCUGUCUUCGAUAAUCUUGACUUACAACUUCGGUUCGGCGCAGCUUGAACGCCCCGAGGAUCCCAUUCGCGCUCUCCACCACUGCUUCAUGUUAUUGCAAGGCAUCAAGGUUGUGGUGAUACCUCACUGGGACCAAAUCAAAGACAGCUCGGUGUUUGCUCAUAUGACAGAUAUGGCGUCUCCGGAAGCGCUAGAUGCGUUGGACACGCUCGCAAGGGAGGAGAAUCCUCAAGAGAUUCUUCGACUGAAGGAACUCACGGAACUCCUACUGGAUAGCCAAGACAAGGAGGCCUGCGCUACAGCCAUCGACGCACUCAACGCUACCUGGCUCCGGUUUCGGCACAUAUCACCCGAUCGCGACGAGUACUCCCUUCUCUUUCUUUGGCCUGCGAGGUUGGAGACCCAUUUCUUCGAUCUCCUCGCCGCUCACAACCCUGUGACAUGCAUCAUCACAACCCAUUUUGCAGCAAUGCUGGCCCAAUGUCGCCCGGUAUGGUGGGUGGUAAAGUGGCCCCAAUGGCUUCUUGCUGCCUGCGAACAUUUGCUAGCAGCGACACCAGAUCUUCUAAAAUGGCUCGACUGGCCGCAACAGAUCAUUCAUGCUCAAGCCGGGAGCGCAACGACCACUCCGACAGCCUCGUGA